UAUCCGACAGUCACCGGGAUCAGGUUGAUCAGGAGACUUGUGCUAAGUUUUAUCGUUUACCACAUGUUGAUUAAUUAAAUAGAAAUAUAAUAUCGUGGCCGAAAUCAUUAUUUGAGGCUACCGUCGUUCGUUUCCUAAUUUCGUCAACGCAAAAAUUCCAUAAAGGUGAUUUCCUGCGUAAAGAGAACGAAGUUACGUCACGCACCAGCAAGAUAUCGCGUGUCGAGCAGACCGUGUUCCCCCGUACGUCUCCUCGAGUACAAAGUGUUUCUGCUUUCUUUGCUUACACUCUUAUAUCUGUCAAAAUCGGAAAGUCACGCACGCGCUAGACUUUCGCAAACGAGUGUUUAGAUAACCAUUGGUGCAUAACCUAUAAACGAUCGUGACUCGAAAAGCAAUCGUGAAUGUUGGUAGUUGUUGCAGCUAGUACCUCCUGUCAAUCAUUUUUGAGGUCGAAAAAGAUUUGAAAUUAAAAUCUUCAAUAUCUAACGAGAAGUUAGUAGGAAGAAAAAAAUUUUCAGUAUUUCCCUGCGUUGGGAUAUUCGAUCGAAAAUAUUUUUUGACGUUAAGUAGUCACUGGGAAAUUAGUCAAAAUUCCGGUCCCCACUAGGAAACGAGAAGGUCCGCAACAAACCGGCGGCAGAAAUCUAUCAACCACUGGCGAAGAAUCCUCGUCGAGUGGCAAAAUGAAUAGCAAAAGAAAGAAUCGUUCAAAUACAAACAGAUCACCCCGAGCUCGUGGUCCACAAGAAAAGUGUGUUGCUGCUGAAGGUGUAUAUAAUAAUGCCCAUUUCAUGCAUGCAAUAACCAGUCACGUAGGCAAUAUUGUACAGAUACAAACAUUGAAUGGUUCGAUAUAUGAAGGUAUUUUUCGCACCUUCUCAAGCCAGUUUGAUGUUGUCUUAGAAAUGGCACAUCGUGUAGAAGGUUCGGGAAAAAUUAGUGUGGAAAGUGUAGUAGAAAAAUUAAUUUUUAAGCCACAAGAUAUUAUUACUAUGUCUGCCAAGGAUGUUGAUUUAGAUUAUGCUAUACGUGAUACCUUUAGAACAGACACUGUUAUUAGUAAAUAUAAUGGUUUAAUUGGUGAAAAGGAAUUGGAACCAUGGGAUGCACCUCCUGCUACUAUGAAUGGAGAUGACUUAAAAUUAGAUGGCACAACAAAUGGUUGGGAUGCCAAUGACAUGUUUCGUAAAAAUGAACAAAAGUAUGGAGUACAAACAACAUACGAACCAACUUUGGCUGCUUAUACGUUGCCACUUCAGAAAAAAGAUACAAAAGAUUACAAAGAGCAAGAACAAAAAGCUGCAGAAAUUGCAAAUGAAAUAGAGUCACAACCAAAUUACAAAGCAAGAUUAGAACUUGAAAAUGGUGAUGAAGAGGAAAGAUUUGCAGCUGUGGUACGACCCACUGAAGGUAAAUAUAUUCCACCUCCACUGAAAAAGAAAAAUGGGAAUAAUGCAAAGCUGAUGAGAUCUACUGAACCUCCACCCUCACCAGGACCUACAGCCACCAAUAAAAAUGUUUUUAGUCAACAAUCUUCUUCUAAUGUAAAUGUGAACAUUCCCCCAACCUCAAAUCUGCCAAUUGGAAUGCAAAGCGCUCAUCCUUCAGUACAACACCCGGUAUCAUUAAACAUGGGAAUGCCACCUAGUGGAGUAGUAGUUACAUACAACAAUCCUCCACCACCAUUUGUGCCUCCACCAACAACACAACCACCACCACCAGUAUCUGUGAUUCAGCAAUCACAGCCACAAGCAACACCUUCUGUACCACAAGUCAAUUUUCCAUCACAACAACAACAGACACCUUCAUCUAAAUUAAAUACUGAAAAACGUGAACGACCAGGUAGACAACAGGUGUAUCAAGCUGAUAAAGCGCCACCAGCACCAUUUCCCCAAACAAAUGUUGCCACUUCUCACCAACAGCAACAAUCAUCACAUCAACAGCAUAGUCAAUUACAACAGCAAAAUUCAGUUGAAGGACAACGGUGUGAAAUAGUUUCACAUAAGUCAGAUCAUAGAAAGGUACCAACGCCACGUAGUAGAGAAGAGCAACAUUCAGAACUGAGGCAAUUUGCUUCAGAUUUUAAGUUAGCAGAAACAUCAACGCAAGAUACACCACCUGUUAGCAGAAAGCAACAGCAGCAUCAACAUCAGCAAGAUACUCAUUCUUCGCCUCAAGUUACUCAGACACAUCAUCAAUCACCUCAUCAGCAUACAUCGCCACAACAAUCGCAGCAACAACCGCAACAGCAACAACAUUCAAACCCUCCACAACAACAACAGCAAUCACAUCAAAAUCAAACUGUUUCAGAAGAAACUGUGGUCACCAGUAAACCACCGCCAGGUCCAUUACCUUUACGACCUACAAGUCCUUCUCAAUCACAACAACAACAGACUUCUACAAAUUCAACCACUGUGUCACAAGCUACUCAAGAAGCAACUGUUGAUAAAAUUACAACAGCUUUUAAGAAAUCAACAUUAAAUCCAAAUGCUAAAGAAUUUAAUCCCAAUACUAAACCUUUCACACCGCGAUCUCCAAGUACACCAACACCAAGUAGACCACACACUCCACAAACACCUCAGUACACUGGAGCAACAAUGCCUGCGACCGUAGUUAUGCCAGCGUAUGUAAUGACUAGCCAACCACCAACUGCGUUCAGUCAACCACCGGCUCAACCUGUGACAAGGUUCCGGAAGGGUCAGUAUCUAGUACCAGUAAUGCAUGCGCAACAUCGUGCGCAAGAUAUAGCUUCUCAGAUGCAAGUAGUAGCGGCAACUGGACAACCUUUAAUGGCACCGGCCCCUUUACACCCACCAUUCCAAGUGCCUUAUCCUGGUCAACCGGCAUAUCAACAGAUGGUACGCAUGGUUCAGGCACCACCACCACCGCCACAUAUGGCAACACCUUAUCAUCAUCAUGAUUCACCAGGACCUCAGGCUCCUAGUAUUCAGUACAUGGGUCCACAUACACAUCCACACCCUCAUGUUGCUCAACAACCACCAAGUCAAACUCCCUCCCCAGCUAAUCCUAAUCCACCACACACACCAGGCACUUAUAAUCCUCCUGGUACUCCACAACCCACAUAUCCUCCACCACCUCCUCAAGGCCAUGCUCCAAGUUAUCCAAUAAUGUGUCCUAUAAUUCCUCCUCAUAUACCGAUACCACCGCAGCACAUGCAAUACCUACCGCCGCAACCACCUCCAGGAGCGCAGCAAACUAUACCAGUGAUUUUGCCGCACAAUCAGUAGCUGCAAUCAGAAAUGGAUGAAAGA
Molecule: messenger RNA, 3275 nt
Organism: Eufriesea mexicana
Lineage: Eukaryota; Metazoa; Arthropoda; Insecta; Hymenoptera; Apidae
Product: ataxin-2-like protein
Exons: 9
Coding region: 687-3251 (854 amino acids)
Biological process (GO): cytoplasmic stress granule assembly
Cellular component (GO): cytoplasmic stress granule
Molecular function (GO): mRNA binding
Source: RefSeq, a predicted model, not a curated record